This is a messenger RNA of Sipha flava (yellow sugarcane aphid), 1058 nucleotides long. RefSeq names its product alpha- and gamma-adaptin-binding protein p34-like. Bases 170 to 976 code for a protein of 268 amino acids. The transcript has 6 exons. The record is from RefSeq and is a predicted model, not a curated record. NCBI's taxonomy places the organism in Eukaryota, Metazoa, Arthropoda, Insecta, Hemiptera, Aphididae.
AGGUUUUACUGUUUGUGAUUGGCAAUUGAAGUAUUAAUUAUUGAAUUAUUUUAGAAUUAAAAAACUGUCUAAGUUGUGUUUGUUAUUAAAUUCUGUGUAUAUACUGUCUUAUAUACUGAAUAUAUACAAAUAUUUAAGUAGUCACCAAAAUUAUCAAUAAAUUAAAAUUAUGUCAAUAAGUGAACUUCCUUGUGUUUUUAUAUAUAGCUGUUGUAACGAUGAUCCUUUGCAAACAAUCAAAUUAAUAAGGAAUGAAGAAAAUAUUGAAGUAUGCAAUUUAGAAAAUACUACUUUAUCAAAUCAAUGGACAAUUAACUGCAAAUACUACACUGCUGAUGUAAAUCUAUGUACUUCUAAAAGUUUGAAUGAACUAUCUGAUCAAUUUAUACACAAUAUUAAUGCUAUAAUUAUUCUUUUUGACCCAAAAAAGAGCAAUAUUAUAGAAAAUAUUGAUGAAUGCUUACCUUUAGUUCAAAAAAGUCAAGCUGAGAUUUUAAUACUAUUGAGUGAAAAACAUAUAGAUUGCGAAUCAGCUAAAAAUCUAAAUGUUUUUGAAUGGUGUCGAAAAAAUUAUUUUGAAUUAAUUGGAUUGGAAGACAUUGCUGAAGAAAUGGAUACUACUGGAAUUGAACGUGUAAGACAAGCUCUUUAUGCACACCAUUGGCCAAAUCUCCAAGCCAAGUGUGAAAUCACACAUCCUAGCACCAAAGCAAUUAUUGAGGAUAGUGUAGUAAACUGUCAGUUAAGUGGAGAGUUAUCAGAUUUAAACAUGGACAUAGAACAAGAAACUGAUUUGGAUAGUGAUUUGUUUAGUGAAAUGUUCGAAGGAGAUAUUAAUUUUUUCAAAACUAUAGAUAAGGUAAGAAAAUUAAAAGAACAAAUUUCUGCAAUGCCUGAUGAAGAAAGAAAAGAUGCUGCUGAAAAAGCAUUAACAGAAUGUUGGAAAGCUUUUUUUGGAGACGAUGUUGAUUUAUAAGUAUUCUUUAUAAAUAGUGAAAUAAAAAGUAUUAAAAAAAUAAUCAAUUAUACUGAAUGACAAUUAUAUUAUAAUAUACAAU